Messenger RNA from Acaulospora morrowiae, 194 nucleotides. The record is from the annotation of a GenBank genome assembly. NCBI's taxonomy places the organism in Eukaryota, Fungi, Glomeromycota, Glomeromycetes, Diversisporales, Acaulosporaceae.
AUGUGGAGAAUAAGGAUUUGUUUGUUCGCAUGAUGAAAUUGAUUAGGGCGAGACCGGGGAGAGUUUCGAUGUUGUAUGUUCCGGGACAUGCUGGUGUAGAUGGCAAUGAGGCAGCCGAUAGGUUAGCGAAUGUGGGGGCGUUGAAAGAAGAGGUUUUUGAUGAUCACAGCUAUGAAGUGAAUGUAUACUUGUAA